GCGGGACUUCGCGGCACACCGUGUAAACUACUGUUGAAAUUCCGACGCUAACUAACUUCCCCGCCGUGUGCAAACACGUAAAAAGGGCAAAAGUAAAAUCCCGGGCUGAAAAGCGUGAGUGAUAUCCAGCGCUUAACAAACGGGCUCGUGUAUGUAUUUUUUUGACUUUGAUGUUUGCUAGUGCGCGUGUGUCGCCCACUGCAACCAGGACAUGUCCAGUUAGCAGCAGUGGUUGGUGGAUAAUAUCAACGAACCUGGCGAGCUAAACCCGUCUGGAGCAGGGCUUUUUUAACAGCUUUUCCUCGGAUGCUGUGGCUACCAUGAGUCCCGCGGGCUGCCCCCACGUUAAUGGCUUCAAAGUGGACAACUGGAAGCAGAACCUGAGGCUCAUUUAUCAGUGUUUCGUGUGGAGCGGCUCAGCCGAGACCAGAAAACGCAAGGCCAAGUCAUGCAUCUGUCACAUGUGUGGUGCCCACCUCAACAGACUCCACUCCUGCCUCUACUGCGUCUUCUUCGCCUGUUUUGCCAAAAAACAUAUCCACGAACAUGCCAAGAGCAAGAGGCAUAACCUAGCUAUUGACCUGCUGUAUGGGGGAAUUUACUGCUUCAUGUGCCAAGACUACAUUUAUGACAAGGAGAUGGAACAAAUUGCCAAAGAGGAGCAAAGGAAAGCCUGGAAAAUGCAAGGCAUAGGGGAGAAGUACUCAACGUGGGAGCCCACCAAGAGGGAGCUGGAGCUGCUUCGCCACAAUCCCAAGAGGAGGAGAAUCACCUCCAACUGUACAAUCGGCCUUCGUGGGCUGAUAAACCUCGGCAACACAUGCUUUAUGAACUGCAUCGUCCAGGCGCUGACACACACUCCACUGUUGCGCGACUUCUUCCUGUCCGACCGACACAAAUGUGAGAUGCAGAGCAACUCCUGCUUGGUGUGUGAGAUGUCACAGCUCUUCCAGGAGUUCUACUCAGGCCACCGCUCGCCUCACAUCCCGUUCCGCCUCCUCCACCUGGUGUGGACUCACGCCCGGCACCUGGCGGGCUACGAGCAGCAGGACGCCCACGAGUUCCUGAUCGCAGCGCUGGACGUCCUGCACAGACACUGCAAAGAUGACAACGGGAAGAAAGCCAACAACCCAAACCACUGUAACUGCAUCAUCGACCAAAUCUUCACAGGGGGCCUGCAGUCUGACGUCACCUGCCAAGUCUGCCACGGUGUCUCGACGACAAUAGAUCCGUUCUGGGACAUCAGCCUGGACCUGCCAGGCUCCUCCACGCCGUUCUGGCCCCUCAGCCCCGGAGGAGACGGUUCGGCACUGAACGGAGAGAGUCACACCACUGGAGCCACGACGCUCACAGACUGUCUGCGCAGGUUCACCAGACCAGAGCACCUCGGCAGCAGUGCCAAGAUCAAGUGCAGCGGUUGCCAUAGUUACCAGGAGUCCACCAAGCAGCUGACGAUGAAGAAAUUGCCCAUUGUGGCUUGCUUUCACCUCAAAAGGUUCGAACAUUCGGCCAAAUUACGGCGGAAGAUCACGACUUACGUUUCCUUCCCGCUGGAGCUCGACAUGACCCCCUUCAUGGCCUCCAGUAAAGAGAGUCGGAUGAACGGGCAGUACCAGCAGACCGUGGAACCAUUCAACAAUGACAACAAGUACAGUCUGUUCGCGGUGGUGAACCACCAGGGGACACUAGAGAGCGGCCACUACACCACCUUCAUCCGGCAGCACAAGGACCAGUGGUUCAAGUGUGACGACGCCAUCAUCACCAAGGCGAGCAUCAAGGACGUGCUGGACAGCGAAGGGUACCUGUUGUUUUACCACAAACAGUUCCUGGAGUAUGAAUAGUUUACCGCCUGCAGGAGGAGCGGAAGCAUGACACCAGGAUUAGUUGCAUGGAAGAAAAAAAAGGUAAUACAAACAAAAAAAGAAAACAAGCGAGGAGGGAGGCGAGGACACCUCAACACCCCCCUACCUUGGUCACUCUGAAAAGGAACGACCCGCCCCACACGAUAAACUAGAUCCACGGUCUGCCGUACAGGAUAAAGCAAAACACAAGGACUUACGCAAAAAUGCUUGAAAUACAGACAGCAGGUUUGUAAACUGAGUGAAAGUUUCACUUGAAUUCAGGGCAUAAAGAAGAAAGAAGCUGAGAUAGUGUGCUUCCCUCCAGAUGAUAGAGGAACUACAUUCUUCAGCCAUGAGGCGCAGGCAUGAAAGCUGAGGUAGUUUUACUUGAUCCCAAAGCUCUCCGUCACCCACGUCUCGCUUCUUGCUUGCACAGCUGCAUAUAGUAACAUCCAGGGGUGCGCAGAAGCCGAGCCUCAGCUUCCUACCGGAGUGUAGAGCUCUGCUUCUGCAGAGAAAGUUGUUUUGUUUGUUUUUGUCUUCUCACUGUACCUGCAAGGAUUCAAAACUCUGGAAGCAAACACAUUUGUCUUUCACACCCACACUCUCCGCUCCAAAAGACCAAAUAUUUCCAGUGAAAGUUGUUUGAUUUAAGCUUUAUUUGUGAGCCUAUCGGGGCGGGGGUGUAGAAGCGACGAAGUUUGUUCCAUUUUAAAAUUUGUGAGUCUGUGGUUGUCACGUAGGUACUUUAAAAUAAACAAAAAAAAACACACAAAAAAAAACAUUUUCCUCCGAAGAGAAAAAAACAAAUGGACGUGGCAGAUGUGUUUGUGUUCUGCCUCUCCUCCUUCCAGCUUCCAAAACUCAGAGGGGAAAUUGAAAACACAGUGAAUAUUAUAUUUUUAUACAUCUUGCAAUUAAAAUGUUUACGGUUUUUCAUUUUCGUAAACUCUCACGUUGUUCGUUUGUGUUAAAUUGUGCCGUCAAUCAUGAUUUUUGUACACGGAAUGCAAAGUAGAGAAGAAAAAAAGAAAAGAG
Molecule: messenger RNA, 2879 nt
Organism: Cololabis saira (Pacific saury)
Lineage: Eukaryota; Metazoa; Chordata; Actinopteri; Beloniformes; Belonidae
Gene: usp22
Product: ubiquitin specific peptidase 22
Exons: 13
Coding region: 321-1841 (506 amino acids)
Biological process (GO): protein deubiquitination
Molecular function (GO): cysteine-type deubiquitinase activity; zinc ion binding
Source: RefSeq, a predicted model, not a curated record